CACGAGAAGAACAAGAAAAAAGAAAAGGAAACAGCAGAUAAGACUUCGAAAAUUGAAGCAGGCUCUAAAAUAGAGAAAAAACCUUGUGAAUCAGAUACGACACAGAAGACAACUGACCAGAAGAUAAUCGAUGAUACAAAUGUAAAGUCUUCUGAAAAUAAAGGUGUUAAACAAAUGGUUCCUCAACAGCACAAAAACAUAUCAUCAGUAAAAGAAGAACCAAGAGAGCUUGACAAAAAGGAUGCAGACAAGAAAGAUACAAGCGACCAAGAAGCUUCAUCAGAACACAAAUCGAAGAUGAACGAAGAGAAAAAAGAAAAAGAAAAGUCGAAUAAAGGCAAAAGAUCUGUACUAAACUCGGAAAAAGUGGUUAUGCCAAGUUCUCAAGAGAAAAACCUAUGUGAUUUUGAGUCGUCACAAAAAACUGAGCAGAACGAGGGUAAAAUGCUUGACUAUUCCGAAAAUAGAGACAAAACACAAAAGGUUCCCCGACAACAGGAAGACAAUUCAUUAGCAGCAGAAGAUCCAACGAAGUUUGACAAAAAUAUGCCCUACCUGGCUCUCAAAGAGAAUGCAGACGAGAAAGAAACGAGCGACAAAGCUGCUCUUUCCGAUGACAAAACAAAAAUGAUGGAACAAAAGGCAGUUGAAGAGCCAGAAGAGAAAAGAGGAAAGGAAGAGUCGAAUAAAGCCAAAGCUGUACUAUGCUCGAAAAAAGUGGUUUUCCCAAGCACCCAAGAGGUAAGGAUGCUUAAAAAUGUAGCCGAACAUCAUUAA
Drosophila novamexicana is the source of this 777-nucleotide messenger RNA. RefSeq names its product glutamic acid-rich protein-like. Lineage: Eukaryota; Metazoa; Arthropoda; Insecta; Diptera; Drosophilidae. The record is from RefSeq and is a predicted model, not a curated record. The transcript has 3 exons. The coding region runs from base 175 to 777 and encodes 200 amino acids.